This is a messenger RNA of Kwoniella botswanensis, 726 nucleotides long. RefSeq lists its product as uncharacterized. Lineage: Eukaryota; Fungi; Basidiomycota; Tremellomycetes; Tremellales; Cryptococcaceae. Gene Ontology annotation, cellular component: multivesicular body; ESCRT III complex. Bases 1 to 726 code for a protein of 241 amino acids. Gene Ontology annotation, biological process: protein transport; late endosome to vacuole transport; endosome transport via multivesicular body sorting pathway. The transcript is spliced from 4 exons. The record is from RefSeq and is a predicted model, not a curated record.
AUGACCCCAGCUGAACGAUUAAGGCAGCAUCAGCGUUCACUGCAGAAGGCUCAGCGAGAGCUGGAUAGGGAGAAGGGGAAGUUGGAAGCGCAAGAGAAGAAGACGAUGGCUGAUAUCAAACGUAAUGCUAAAGCUGGAAAUAUGAAUGCAUGUAAGAUCCUCGCCAAAGAUCUUGUGCGAACGAGAAGAUAUAUACAGAAAUUCACUCAAAUGAGGGUACAACUUCAAGCCGUCUCGCUCAGAAUGCAGACGUUAAGGAGUAAUGAGCAGAUGGCUACCGCAAUGAAAGGUGCAACAAGGGCAAUGGGUCAGAUGAAUCGAAGUUUGAAUCUCCCUCAAAUACAGAAAAUCAUGAAUGAUUUCGAGAAAGAAUCGUCUACCAUGGAUAUGAAGGAAGAAAUGAUGUCUGACGCUGUCGAUGAUGCGAUGGAAGAUGAAGACGAGGGUGAAGGUGAAGAAGCAGAGAGUGAUAAGAUAUUGAAAGAGGUUUUGGAUGAGAUUGGUAUGAACAUGAAUGAAUCGCUCGCCUCGGCUCCGACUGCCAAUCCUCUUGCCAACGAACCCUUACAAUCCUCACGGGUGCCAGUUGCCGAAGGUCUCGCAUCUAUGCCAUCCGGUGGUGCCGAUACACCCAAAGCAUCGGGUGGUGGUGGUGGAGGUGGUGGUGGAAUGAGUGCGGAUGAAGCUGAUUUGCAGAGAAGGUUGGACGCUUUGAGAAGAGACUAG